Dufourea novaeangliae is the source of this 1212-nucleotide messenger RNA. RefSeq names its product odorant receptor Or2-like. The coding region runs from base 1 to 1161 and encodes 386 amino acids. The transcript is spliced from 5 exons. Gene Ontology annotation, cellular component: plasma membrane. The record is from RefSeq and is a predicted model, not a curated record. Gene Ontology annotation, molecular function: olfactory receptor activity; odorant binding. NCBI's taxonomy places the organism in Eukaryota, Metazoa, Arthropoda, Insecta, Hymenoptera, Halictidae. Gene Ontology annotation, biological process: detection of chemical stimulus involved in sensory perception of smell; sensory perception of smell.
AUGGCCACCCUACCGUUGUAUCAAACAUACGUCAGCUUCGUGAACCGUUCCCUUCGGAUAUGCGGAUUGUAUCCGGACACGAUUCAUCGUAGCCUCAGCAGUCGAAUCAUUCCACCUUUUUGGCUACUGUGCUACGGGAUUAUUCUCUACACCGUGACGACCUGUCUCGUGCAAAAUGUCACGGAUAUGAGCAAGGUUACCGCGGGUCUCAGCGGUAUUAUCGCGAUCGUGAACGCGAUCGUAAAGGCUUUUCGAUUUGUCACGUAUCGAGGCGAAUUGGAACACGUGAACGGUGUACUCGAAACGGUGUUCGAGGAGUCGUCGGAUCGAAAACCGGCGAACUCGCCCGCUUUCCGGCUGAUGGGCUCUUUUUAUCGUUUGGGCUACUACCAGUACGUCUGCCUGCUGUUCACGUCGUUCGUGUUCGUGGUUAGACCGUUAUUGGCGGUGAGGUUUCGUAACGCGAAUUAUUCGUUACCCGUACCCGGUGUUUAUCCGUGGACGAUCAACUCGACACCGGUGUACGUUAUUCAUUAUGUGAUCGAAUCGCACAUUUGUUGGUCGUUGUGCGUGGUGACGAUCGGCGUGGACGCGUUCUUCACUUUGUGCACGUUCCGUAUAUCCUCGGUGUUCAAGCUGCUGGCGCUUGAGUUCGAGGAAUUGCCGAAACGGCCGAUCGACAAGGAGAACCGCGAACUGACGUUACGGACCUGCAUCAGGCGACACUCCACGUUGAUACACUGUUACGAUGUUAUUCAAGAGAUUUACGGGCCGAUCGUGCUGGUGGUCGCGCUAGGGAACGCUUUGAGUAUGUGCAGCAUGAUGUUCGAGGUGUUUCAGUCAAAAGAAUUCACGGUUGGAAAAAUCAUCGCGACUGUGAUUUAUCUUUUCGGGAAGCUAAUCCAGACUUUCAUCUACGCCUGGCCCGGAGAGGUGGUCGCUACUGAGAGCGAUGCGUUUCGCUGCGAGGUUUACUGUAACGACUGGUACGAGCAUAUAGACGAUCCCUCUGCAAAAUUCUUCCUCAUGAUACUAAAGCAGAAACCAAUAGUCAUCAGGGCGUGUAGUAUAUUGGAGGUUUCUUUGGAUCUUUUCGCCAAGAUUAUAAAUAGAACGAUAUCCUAUUACUUUUUGCUGGUAACGCUUGACGAUGGUUCAUAAUAAAGGAAACAAGGAAUCGAAUAGUUCAGCAACGUUUUCUACACUGUUCAA